Messenger RNA from Branchiostoma floridae (Florida lancelet), 1136 nucleotides. RefSeq lists its product as uncharacterized. The record is from RefSeq and is a predicted model, not a curated record. Lineage: Eukaryota; Metazoa; Chordata; Leptocardii; Amphioxiformes; Branchiostomatidae. The coding region runs from base 101 to 1015 and encodes 304 amino acids. The transcript is spliced from 8 exons.
AGUACAUGUGGUAUAUAGCAGAUAGCAGGGAUAGGAGUAUUGUGUUUCAACGUCUACACUUAAGACUUUCAGAAGAUUCAAAUCGUUGUCUUUAAAGACAAUGCGCAGUGUGGUAGUGAGUGUUUUUCUUGGCCACAUAGUCUUAACAGCGGGUGCGGUAAACAUGACGAAACCGUGCAACGACAUCCAAGUGGAGACCAGUAAGGAGAGUGUUGUGGUGACCUGGCCGUUACCUGUGUUUAACGUGACGUCAGGAGGUGUCACCGGCCGGUGUGACCGCGACCCGGGCGACCGGUUCUUCUGGGGGACGGUCUGGGUCCGAUGUUGGGCUGAGGACCUCAACGGAAAUACUACGGAAUGCCUCUUUACCGUGACCGUAAGGCCGUCUAAAUGCCCAAUGUGGAACCCUCCCCAAAACGGUGCGCUAGCCUGUGAGAGGUGGUUGUUCGGCCAGUCCAAUCCCACCUGCCCAACUGUACAUCUGUGUGCCUCGGGCUUGUGGACGACGACUUCUACCAAAACUUCAGUAAGAUGGCGGGACUGUUUAGAACUGCGGAGUUACAUAACGCACCACAAAGGGCUAAGACAGCAAUAUUUUGCUGACGAUCUCUUGACACAAGAAGAAAAUGCCACAAAAUCCGUACAGCAAAAUUUCGUGGACGUGUUUGAAGGGACUGCCUUCGGAGAACAGGGUGGAUGCGUCGACAACAGUCAAUGUAGACCCGAAAACGUGGCUGUGUUUUGGGGUGAUGCUGUCGAAGUGACCCCUCCCCCGCCUACUACUAGUUUCCUCACCUCUACACUCAUGAUGAUACAGGACAAUACGACACACAUUACCGAAACAGGACCUGUACGAUUGACGACACAGAGCAUAGUCGCGCUAGCAGUCGGAGGUUUGGCAUGUCUACUGCUUACAUUUGGAGUCUACCGUUUCUCCAAAUACUGUCGUAGAAAACGGAGAAGAACACCCGAAGCAAGACCAACUGGACAAGAAUUAAAGGUUAUGUUGUCAUAGGGUCAUAAAUGGAUGUCGACGUGAACUUUGAUGGAGAAAUAGAUAUUAUACUCGUUGGCAUUGUUUGUUGGAAAUCUGGAUACUUUGCAUACAUGUAAACGGUAUGCUUAAUACAGUGUAG